Messenger RNA from Cryptomeria japonica (Japanese cedar), 3940 nucleotides. Its product is annotated as CRM-domain containing factor CFM2, chloroplastic. Lineage: Eukaryota; Viridiplantae; Streptophyta; Pinopsida; Cupressales; Cupressaceae. Gene Ontology annotation, molecular function: mRNA binding. The transcript is spliced from 11 exons. The record is from RefSeq and is a predicted model, not a curated record. The coding region runs from base 268 to 3144 and encodes 958 amino acids. Gene Ontology annotation, biological process: RNA splicing, via transesterification reactions.
UUGAAGAGCUACACCUAAACAUAUCUCAACUAUCUUGAAAUAUUGACACGAUUAGUUUCGCUGUACACUGAUAUCCCCAACUUAUCCAUACUACAUAUAAGUGUGGUGCAGUAAAAGUUACUCAUUGCCUUCUUUUCCAAAGCAGUGGAGCUGGAGAAGAACAUUUGUGCUCUAAACAGCAGAUGGACUGACGCUAAUUCUGUGAAGUAAAAUACCCGAGCGCUGGUUUAAGUUUCAAUUGAGUUUACAUGCAUUGCAGAGUCUAUAAUGGCUAUAAUGGCUAAGCUUGCGGUAAGUGGUUCUGCUCUGGCAAUGGGUAGCUUGUAUAAUUCAUUGCAGAGUUCUGAAAUCCAUGGCACCCAUCUGCAGUUACCACUGAAUUCGUGCAAGAAGCCCAAAUUUCAGAGAUUAAAUUGUAGAGCUUCCAAUAGUACUCAAGAUGACGACGAGUCUGACAAUAGCAGUAAUGGCAUUGGGAAAAUUGCUUUGCAGAGGAUUGCAGAAAAGUUAAGGAAUUUGGAACGUGGUAAUGAAAUAAAGGAGGUGGGUUUUGAGCUGAAUCAUGGUUCAUCUAGGAGAAAAAAUGAUUUCCUUAGCAGACCAAAGCACAAAAUUGGGCAUAGCUUUGUAAGAAGCAGGAGCAGCUCAAUUCAUAUGAAGCCAAUGCCUAAGCAGGGGGAACUGAAAACUGAAGAGGAAGGAGAAGUAAUAUCUGAGAAAAAGAAGCCAGAUUUUGUGCCUACAUUAGCACAAUUGUCAAUACCUGGACAACAGCUAAAGAGGCUUAGAACUCUUGGGAAAUACUCAGAUAAAAAGGUUACAAUUGGGAAGGAUGGCAUAUCAGAGGCUGUGAUUAACUAUAUACAUCACCAAUGGAAGAACUCUGAGGUUGUCAAGAUCAAAUGUGGUGGUAUGUCUGUGAAUAUGAAGAAAAACCAGGACAUUUUGGAGAAAGAAACUGGAGGACUGGUGGUUUGGAGGGCAAGAGAUACUAUAAUUCUUUACAGAGGAGUCAAUUACAAACAUCCUUUUGCAGAGCCUUCUCCAAUUAUAGGGGUUGAUUUGCAGUCUGUGGAUGAUAUACAAUUUGCUUCUACUAGAAAUUUAUUAAGCACAUCAGUUGGUAGAAUGAAUGGAAGCCUGCCUUUGCACACAUCAAGUGAAUGUGAGAAAACUGAUUUGGUAAAUGACAAAGGAAUAGAUUCUCUUGUUAACUCUGACACUGAAGUUAAUCAAACAGAUUUCAUCUAUGCUCCAAAUGAACAACGAUGGGAAGGAAAAUGUGACAGUCAAUUAGAUGGGUUAACUACUCAUUUUACUGACUGCUCAGCAUAUGGUUCUUCUCAAGCAGAUUCUGUUUUGUUGCCAGCAAUUGUUCCUCAACAUUUGAAACCUGCCAGGAUUCUUCCUUCUGGUAUAGAAGACAAGUUAACUGAGACCAAGAUGAGCAGUUUGCAAGAACUUGCUGAGUCAAUACCUCCUAAUUUUUCCCUUGAUAAAAAUUGUCAACCGCAGGAAUUGGCUGCAGCCAUUUUUGAACUGUGGGAACGAAGUGAAAUUGCAAAGAUUGCAGUGAAGUGUGGAGUUCAAAGUCAAAAUAAUAUUAGUGAAAAAAUGGUGGAAGAAAUAAUGGGGCUUACAGGUGGCACUCUUCUUUCAAGAAAUAAUGAAUUCAUUGUUCUGUAUAGAGGAAAGGACUUUCAUUCCUUUGAUGCAGCUUCUGUACUCACAGAGAGAAAAGCAACAAGUUUACUUACAAAGAAGAUAAAAAGGAAAAAAAGACAAGAAUCCUCAUCAGUCCUUGCUGAAAGGGAAUUACAGUUCAAUGUAUCCGGUACAGUAGCUCAAAAUAAAGGACGCAAAAAACAAUGGAAAAGAAGGCGACAUAGUGAAGAUCAAAAGCAGAUGCAAAAAGGAGCAUAUAAAGCUAAGCUAAGUCUUGAUAGCAAGCUGGAUCAUGCUUCAUCAAAGAAAGUUGAGGUGGAGAAUGAAUUACAUGCACUAGAAUGGGAUUUAAAAUGUGUUGAACCACCAGCUAAUCGAGAGACGAUCACCAUAGAAGAGAGACUAGUGCUUCGCAAAAUUGGUUUAAGAAUGAAUGCAUUUAUAUUGCUGGGAAAACCAGGAAUCUUUGAUGAUAUCAUUGAAAACAUACACUUGCAUUGGAAAUAUCGGAAACUAGUAAAAAUCAUUUCAAAAGAAAAUAGUUUUGUACAGGUUAAAGACUUGGCCAGAAUUUUGGAAUAUGAAAGUGGGGGAAUAUUAGUGGCAGUAGACAGUGUGGAAAAAGGUUAUGCUAUAAUUUUGUACCAUGGAAAGACUUAUCAGCGUCCAACUAUGUUGAGGCCAGAUAGUCUCUUGAGCAAGAAAGUUGCAUUAAGGCGUUGGAACAGAAUCCAGCGGCGUGAGUCACUAAGACUCGAGCUUUUGCGAGUGGAAAGGGAUAUAGAACGGCUGAAAUUUCACCUUAGUAAACUACAAGAUGUUAAGGAAGAAAUCCCUGAAGAGUUGAGUGAAGAAAUGAGAUCUGCUUAUUCUUCUGAAGAUGAGGAAGAAAAUAAUAUCCCUGAAGAGUUGAGUGAAGAAAUGAGAUCUGCUUAUUCUUCUGAAGAUGAGGAAGAAAAUAAUAUCCAAAUGAUGAGAGAGUUGGAUUCAGAAUAUGUAGAGGGCCAACAUCUAGAGGCAUCCUUGGAUCUAUAUGACAGCAGUAACAAAAAUGAAGAUGACCGAGCAGCAUUUCAGGUAGUAAAAACUGCAACCAACUUGGGUAAAGCUAUGAUCAGAACUGCAGAACACAAUAAAAAGGAAAAGACAUCUAAUGAAGUAUAUAGAGCUGAACCUCUUUCAAAUAAAGACAGACGCCUGUUGCGGGAGCUAGCUAAGAAAAUGCCGAAGCAUCCACAAUUCUGUGUUGGAAAGAAAAAUGUUGUGUCUGACCUGGCAAAGUCCAUCCGCUCACGUUUUAAAAAGCAUUCCCUUGUCAAAGUUGAGGUCAAGGAUAGGGCCAAGGGCACUUCAAUUUCUGAAAUUGCAUUCCAGCUUGAGGAAGCUACAGGAUCGUUGCUAGUACAUAGGGAACCAGGCAAAGUUGUAUUAUAUAGGGGCUGGCCAGAUGGACAAAAGAAACCCUCAUAUGAUAAAUGAAAAGGAGAAAGAUAUAAAUACAUAUACUUUGCAAAUUUAUAAAGGCUAUUUGGGAAGAGUGUACUCUGAAAUCAAACAAUUCCGGAUUGAUACUUGGAAAAGCCUGCUAAUCAGAACUUUCUGCGUAAGGAGAAGGAUCUUGAAGAAUGUGAUAUCGGGAUACAUGAUCAGGAAGAUAUCAAUCAUGAUUCAUGACCAUAGAAUUGACGAAGCAUAUAGAGCUCAUUCCAAUGUUUUCAUGUGUGACUAUUGGGAUGACAACCUUAAGAGCGAAAGAAUGGAGGUACAAACUGUUUACAAUUUCUGAUUUAUUCACAUAAACAUUCAUUGGAAAGCCCUGAAAGACAUGGCACAGAUAUGGCUUCACCUGAACCUUACAGCGAUAAGAUCGAGGGAAGGAAAAUUUGCACAUAUGUAAGGAUAUCAUAGCAAAAGAUAAGAUUGUGACUUAGGUCAUGACCAGGACAGACACCAAUUUGGCAUAUGAGCAAAAGAUCGAGGGAUGUAGUAAGCUUGUUUCUGAUGAGGACAGACUUAGCCGAAAUCCAUAACGUGGGAAGAAGACAAAGCAUGUCAGUAUUGAAAACAAACCACGCACUAGUGAUCUUUACUGAAUAAAUUAUGAGCAUUGAAUCUGAUUCUUCAUUGUUUCUUUUUUCCAUCUGAAAUAAUGCCUCCUUUUGGCAAGACCUACAAUCACAAAUUAUUUGGGAAACUGCAUUUAUUGUGUCUAAUGAAAAAGAGAAAAUCAAUAAUUGUGCGAGCUUUCAAAAAGUUGUUUCCUUGGACCUGAUUU